CAAAUAUUAGAGGAGAAGCUUAGGCAGGGAAGGCCUGAGGAGAGGGACAAGCUUAGGUAACAAGAGUUCAGACACCUGCCUGACCUAGGGACCGUGAGGAGGCACCUGAGUUUCUAAGGGGGUUAGGAGUUAAGUGAAGGCCUGGACAACUGUGUCCUCCAGAAGGCAAAGACAGAGGUUUCAGGAUGACGCGUCACGGGAAGAACUGCACUGCAGGCGCCGUGUACACAUAUCACGAGAAGAAAAAAGACACCGCGGCCUCGGGCUAUGGAACGCAGAACGUUCGGCUGAGUCGGGAUGCCGUCAAGGACUUUGACUGCUGCUGUCUCUCCCUGCAGCCCUGCCACGACCCCGUGGUCACUCCUGACGGCUUCCUAUAUGAGCGCGAAGCAAUCCUGGAGUAUAUCCUCCACCAGAAGCGCGAGAUUGCCCGGCAAAGGAAGGCGUACGAAAAGCAGCGAGGCGCCCAGCAGGAGGAGCGGCGGGAGCUGAGCCGGGCCGCUGCCCAGGACCAGCUUCGGGGCUUCCUGGAGAAGGAGGCGGCUAUUGUCAGCCGGCCCCUCAAUCCUUUCACCCCUCGAGCAGGCACCAGCCCGGGGGAUCCCCAGCCAGGCGCCGACUCAGCCUCUGAGGCCGGGGAAAAGGAGAAGGCAAAGGAGCUCCCCAGUUUUUGGAUCCCGUCGCUGACCCCUGAAGCCAAGGCCACCAAGCUGGAGAAGCCGCAGUCGCGCAUCGUGACGUGCCCGAUGUCAGGAAAGCCCUUGCGCCUGUCAGACCUCAUCUCCGUGCGCUUCACGCCCGUGGAUGGCUCCGUGGACAGAGUGGGUCUGAUCACUCGGAGCGAACGCUACGUCUGCGCGGUGACUCGGGACAGCCUGAGCAACUCCACGCCCUGCGCCGUGCUGCGGCCUUCGGGCGCUGUGGUGACUGUGGAGUGCGUGGAGCGUUUGAUCCGCAAAGACAUGGUGGAUCCCAUCAGUGGGGAUCCACUCACAGACAAGGACAUCAUUCUGCUACAGAGGGGCGGCACUGGCUUUGCAGGUUCUGGGGUACAACUGGAGGCCAAGAAGUCUCGCCCUGUAAUGCAGGCCUGAAGGGGCCCGGUGGGGGGGGGGGGAUGAGGGGGCUCGUUCUGGAUGGAACCAGUGGAUAAUAAAUGUGUUGGCUUCCGGUUCCCUGGCGCCAGUGUGAGGGGUUGGGCACCCAGGCAUCCCGCUGCCUGCCCACCUCCGGGACCCCCCCAGAAUAGGUCAGACUCCAGGAACUUGAGGCCUCGACUUUUAUUGCAGCCUCUCCCUCCCACCCCUCCUCUGGGGUCAGAACACCCCUCCUCUGGGGGCUUUGAGGCCCAGAGGGAGGUGAUGAGGAAAAUCAGUCCUUCCUGCCGGCUUGGGGCUCAAAUUUUCUGCUGUCUUGCGUUUGGGGGCCCCAGUGCUGAUCCUGAUGCUGCAGGCCAGGCCUUCAGGGGCUCUGGCUUAUGACUGGGAAAUGCUUGCUGAAGCUGGGCCCCGACGUGUACCCAGAAAGGGUCCAGAGAGGAAAUGUAUCCAGGGGA
Messenger RNA from Vombatus ursinus (common wombat), 1555 nucleotides. It is a transcript of the gene NOSIP, whose product is annotated as nitric oxide synthase interacting protein. Gene Ontology annotation, cellular component: nucleus. Gene Ontology annotation, molecular function: ubiquitin protein ligase activity. The coding region runs from base 186 to 1094 and encodes 302 amino acids. The transcript is spliced from 9 exons. Lineage: Eukaryota; Metazoa; Chordata; Mammalia; Diprotodontia; Vombatidae. The record is from RefSeq and is a predicted model, not a curated record.